AUGAGUUUUCGUUUCCGGAGAGCCGGCCGCUCAACCGGCCGGCAAGGCCGGCAAUCACGACAGGAUCUCCUCGACGACAACGUCGGGUCACCUCCGCCUUCAGGCCCGCCUCAGUUUCCUCGCCCUCAGCCAAACCAACAUCAGGAACGUAGGAAUAAUAAGAUACACCUUCGAAACAAUCUCCGAUCAACUGCUACGACGCAACCCAACGAGCAAUAUGCACCACAAAAUUCGCAGCAAGACGACCUGCAAUGUGAUGAGCCGCAAUGGCAGUUGCAGCCACAACUGCCGGGCCAAGAAGGAUAUAUAGUCUAUGCAAAGAUAACAUCGGCUUCUCUAGGAUAUGAUGAAAGUCCAAACGACUCCAUGUGUGAUUUCGAUGUCACGAAUGACAUCAAAACUCUACAAGACGCAUUGGGAAGCGGUAAUCGCGACAAUAGUGGCCUUAUCAGCGUCUUAACCAAUCCCAAAUAUCGGGAUCCGCGAGCUCUUCGUCAGCUGAAAAUCGACUACGAGUUUCAAACCGAGAGAAGCUUAUUUGAUGAUGUCGAGAGUAUUGUCGAAGGCGAUGUUAAACCCAUCUUAUUAGCCCUCAUUAGGGGCCCACUCGAUCAUGAUAUAUAUUAUCUAGAGAAAGCCCUCUCUAGCGAAAGCGCUCGGGAAAAGAUAGAAGAUGUGCUACUUUGCCGCUCCAACGCCGACAUCUGCGCCAUCGUCAACAGGUUCAACAGCGCUCCAGGCAAAGACCUACUUCAGCUCAUCAAAAAUAAGGUCGACAAAAAUCUCUUCCAUCUCUACAGUAUUAUCCUCUCCGAUACUCGGGCCGAAGAUGCAUCACCUGGUAUAUUCUCUGAGUUGAAACACAAUGUUAGAAUAAUCCGAAACUUCGUUGAACUUCACCAUCCUACUAGUGCCGACACCGAUCUCAUAAUCGACAUAUUGGCGAGUGCCAAUGUCCUCCAGCUGGAAGCCAUGAGCGAGAUUUACCAUGUGAAUCACGGAACAGAAAUGAGAGACAUUUAUAGAAAGCUCAACGGCGGUAUUCGAGAUGCCCUAUCAACAAUCCUCUCUUCCGAGAAUGAGAGUGUGCUUUCGGACGUGGAGGAUGUGCGGACGUGGCAGAGGGCGUCGAAGGAAUAUCAAGAGUCUCAUCUAUACCGAGCUCUUCGAUUGUACUGGGGCGACAGUACGAAACUAGAGAAAUUUCAGAAAGCGUUUAAUAAGUUCCGCGGGAGACCCGUGAAGGAUCACUUGGGUAAGUGGCCAGCGGGAGACAAAAGGGACUUGAUAAUUGCUUUGAUUGGAGAAAAAGAAAAGCCAAAGCCAAAGUACACGUGCGGUUAG
Molecule: messenger RNA, 1344 nt
Organism: Trichoderma virens Gv29-8
Lineage: Eukaryota; Fungi; Ascomycota; Sordariomycetes; Hypocreales; Hypocreaceae
Exons: 2
Coding region: 1-1344 (447 amino acids)
Cellular component (GO): cytoplasm
Molecular function (GO): calcium ion binding; calcium-dependent phospholipid binding
Source: RefSeq, a predicted model, not a curated record